Melampsora larici-populina 98AG31 is the source of this 606-nucleotide messenger RNA. RefSeq lists its product as uncharacterized. The record is from RefSeq and is a predicted model, not a curated record. Gene Ontology annotation, cellular component: nuclear speck. Gene Ontology annotation, molecular function: RNA binding. Gene Ontology annotation, biological process: mRNA splicing, via spliceosome. The transcript is spliced from 4 exons. NCBI's taxonomy places the organism in Eukaryota, Fungi, Basidiomycota, Pucciniomycetes, Pucciniales, Melampsoraceae. The coding region runs from base 1 to 606 and encodes 201 amino acids.
AUGCGUAAAACUACUCUUUUCGUUGCUGGCUUUGGUCAAAUGCGUGCUAAAGAUCUUGCUUAUGAGUUCGAACGCUACGGACGAUUGGUGAGAUGCGACAUUCCGGCUGCUAAAAGUUCAAAUGCCAAAACCUACGCAUUUGUUGAAUUUGAGGACGAUCGUGACGCUGCUGAUGCCUAUUAUGAAAUGCACGGCCGUCGUCUCGAUGGUGACACUUUGAAUGUCCAAUGGGCCAAAAAUGCGCCCUCAUCUUCCUGGCGGUAUGAGCGUCGGGACCGAUCUCCCGUUCAACCUCGUCGUUCUUACCGGUCCCCAUCUCCUUACCAUGGUAGAAGCAGUCGACGCUCGCCUAGUCCUUAUCACGGCCGCUCUUCCCGUCGCAGUCGUAGUCCCCUUCCCCCCAGGCGCAGUCCCACUCCUGUUGACAAACUUGAUGAUCGUGACCGCCUCGACCGACUUGAUCGACUUGAUCGACUUGACAGAGUUGACCGAGUCAAGGAUGUGAAAGAUGAACGCGAUGAUUAUCAUCACUCUAGUCGCGCUCAUGCACACGAUGAUGUCCCCGAAAAAGGGCGAGCUGUUAGUCGAUCACCCCUUCGAGAUUAA